CCGACUUUUUUGCUCAGAACCUGCCUGGCUCAGAACGACGCCUGGGAAAAGGUGGACGGCAGACAAACGCAACGGCUCCCUUCAAUACACACAAUGAGAAUACCGCAAAGGGCCUGUGCGGUACGGGCCCUACCUCGUAACGGCGCCGCUGGGGGCAGGUAUGAGUGUCUCGCCGCGGCCGCGCAACAACGCCGCCAUGCUUCCACCACCACACCAUUGCACACUCCCGCCGCCGAUGCCCCAACAACGCAGGCCCCCACAGCAAAAAGCAAUAGCGGCUCCAAACCCACCCGCCGCCGCUUCCCCUCUCGCACCCUCUCCGGAAUCCAACCCACCGGCGUCCCCCAUCUCGGCAACUACCUCGGCGCCCUCUCCAACUGGGUCAAACUCCAAGAUGAUCUACCCGCCUCCUCGACCUCUCCCUCCUCCAUCUCCACCCUUCCUAGCUCUCCCAUCUCACCACCCUCAACCCACCUCUACAGCAUUGUCGACCUGCACGCCCUCACUCUCCCGCAAGACCCAUCCCUCCUCCGCGAGAACGUGCUGGAUAUGGCCGCGUCGCUGCUAGCGUGCGGGAUUGACCCGAAGAAGAGCGUGCUGUUUAGGCAGUCGAGGGUGCAUGAGCAUGCGGAGCUGGCGUGGUUGUUAUUUUGUAGGACGCCGAUUGGGUGGUUGAGUCGAAUGCAUCAGUGGAAGACGAAGCUACAAAUGAUGCAGCAGAAAUCAGGCACCUCCACAACAUCAGCAAACGCAACCCUCGCCAUCACCUCCGAUCUCAACCUCGACGAUCCAUCAGCCCAAUCCGACGAAGCCGGGCCAGGGCCCAAUGUCGGGUUAUUAGCGUACCCGGUGCUGCAGGCAGCUGAUAUCCUCAUCUACCGGGCGACCCAAGUUCCCAUCGGCGAAGACCAAGUCCAGCACAUGGAACUCACCCAGAUGGUCGCACGGAGCUUCAACGCGACCUACAAGAAGGACGUCUUCCCCAUCCCGCGUGGGAUCUACGCGUCCACCCACACAAAACGCAUCAUGUCCCUCCGACAACCCACCGCCAAAAUGUCGAAAUCAGACCCCGCGGACGCAUCCCGCAUCAACCUCUCCGACACCCCCGAGCAGAUCCGCGCCAAGAUCCGAAAAGCGACCACCGAUUCCAUACGCGGUAUCACCUACGAUCCGGUGACGAGGCCGGGGGUGGCGAAUCUCUUGGGUGUGUAUGCUGGGUGCAUUCACGAGGCGGAGCUUGCGCAGGGGGAUGAAGGGAGGUUGGAGGACUUGGCGGCGACGUUCGGGAACCAUACCACCGCGACGUUCAAAGACGCGGUUGCGGACGCUGUUAUUGCAAGGUUGGGGCCUAUGCGGGAAGAGUUGGUGCGGUUGAGGAGGGAUAGGGGGUUUGUGGAGGGGGUUUUGGAGGAGGGGGAGGAGAGGGCACGGGCAGUUGCCAGGGAGACUUUAAGGGAUGUUUGGGGGGUUGUUGGGUUG
Messenger RNA from Fimicolochytrium jonesii, 1479 nucleotides. RefSeq lists its product as uncharacterized. Gene Ontology annotation, molecular function: tryptophan-tRNA ligase activity; ATP binding. Gene Ontology annotation, cellular component: mitochondrial matrix; mitochondrion. The annotation marks the transcript as partial. The transcript is spliced from 4 exons. The record is from RefSeq and is a predicted model, not a curated record. Lineage: Eukaryota; Fungi; Chytridiomycota; Chytridiomycetes; Spizellomycetales; Powellomycetaceae. Gene Ontology annotation, biological process: mitochondrial tryptophanyl-tRNA aminoacylation.